GCUCAAAAAGUUUAACGCAAAUUUGAAGAAGAAAAUUAAAUGGCCGCUCCAUCUCUCCUCCUUCUCUACCUUUCCGCUUUUCUCGCGGUCUCAAAUUCCGAAGCGGGGCCCCUCGUCGACAGCUGGGACGACGACGCCUCCGGCAUGGAGUACUACUUCCCGUCCCCGCCGCCGCCGGAACGCGGGCGGUGCGAGGACGUGCGGUGUCGAUUCCCGGCGUGCGUGGGGUUCCUGUCCGGAGAGGCGGAGUGGCCGCCGGCGAGGUGCUGCUCGAACCUCGAAGAACUGAAUGCGGUGGCGCGUGCGGAGGGCCCGCGUAGGAUAUGCGCGUGCAUCGAGGAUUUGAGCGCGAGUUUCGUGGACUCGAGGAUACGGGAGAUUUACAAGCGAUGUGAUAUUCACCUCAGUUUCCCCAUUUCUCAACACAUGGACUGUUCCAGGUAACCUGCAUUUGGAAAUAAAUACGGUUUUCGAUU
Molecule: messenger RNA, 476 nt
Organism: Cuscuta campestris
Lineage: Eukaryota; Viridiplantae; Streptophyta; Magnoliopsida; Solanales; Convolvulaceae
Source: the annotation of a GenBank genome assembly